Messenger RNA from Corythoichthys intestinalis (scribbled pipefish), 1542 nucleotides. It is a transcript of the gene syt15, whose product is annotated as synaptotagmin XV. The transcript is spliced from 8 exons. Gene Ontology annotation, biological process: calcium ion-regulated exocytosis of neurotransmitter; cellular response to calcium ion; regulation of calcium ion-dependent exocytosis. Gene Ontology annotation, molecular function: phosphatidylserine binding; syntaxin binding; clathrin binding. Gene Ontology annotation, cellular component: exocytic vesicle; plasma membrane. The record is from RefSeq and is a predicted model, not a curated record. Bases 254 to 1456 code for a protein of 400 amino acids. NCBI's taxonomy places the organism in Eukaryota, Metazoa, Chordata, Actinopteri, Syngnathiformes, Syngnathidae.
UUGGUGGUUGACUAAAUACUUAUUUGCCCCACUGUAUAUUCUUUUGUUUAUACAGUAGUUCAUAGUGCGCGCAAAUACCAAAACACACUUCAAUUAACGUGUUGCAUUAAAGCCAUCUAACAGACUGACCAACAGAGGGCGUUAAGAUCUGAGAAGCAGCCAGCUGUUUCUAUCUCUCACAUGCACCCACAUAACCACAAGCAGACUCUAACAGGCAGCUGAAGACCAACAAGAACUAUAAAUUAAAGGUGCAAUGAUUCUGGUGGGCAACCAACCAAUACUUCUGGCACUGCCAUUUGUUCUUCUACUGGUUCUGGUGAUAUUAUGCUUGUGGUGGAGCAAGAGGAGACGUGAUCGCAGCCAGUACCAGGAACAGUUCGUAUCCGUGCCUCACGUCCCAUUAUGCACUGCUACAGUCAUCCCAAUUUCACAAGGCUCUUACGGAAAGCUUGAGGAGAUCCCGUUCUCAGUGCCCCCUCGCUUCACGUCGUCUCCAAGAAUCGUGGAGAAGACAGAAGUGAUGGAGACUCACGGGGACAUUCUGGCCCAUCGCGGAUCUCUCUUCGUUCAGAGUUUGUACCCAGUGGGGACCGUGCUUGCCGGCCUGUAUUCGAGCGAGGUGGUGGCGCCCCCGCCCGGCAUGGCCACCCGUCUCUGCUUCUCGGUGGAGUACCGCCACGGAGGCGAGCAGCUAGCCAUCUCCUUGCUCCGCCUUGGAAACCUUCCGCCUCGUUUCCAUGGUAACAUCACCCUGGUGCAGCUCCACCUGCUGCCUGACGACAGGCGUCCCCGCCAGGCUAAGGCGAGGGGCACCGGGCCCGAUCCGGAGUUCAACGACUGCUUUUUGUUCCAGGUGUCAAGAGUGCGUGUGUCACAGAGCACGCUCAGUAUGUGCGUACUGAGUGUGUCACAUGAUUCCAAACGCCACGCGGUGGGCAGGGUUUUAUUUCCCCUGCAUGGUGAGUUGGGCCAGGCUGGCAGAAUUCUUUGGAAGGACCUGGACACCGAAAACGACCAUUACUGUUCAGAGUUGGGUGACAUCCUGGUAUCACUGAGCUACAACCUGACUCAGCAGCGCCUAUCGGUGGAAGUCCUAAAGGGACGAGGACUGCAGCCUCUCACGGACACGGACCUGUGUGUGCGGGCGAGCUUACAAAUCCACACUCAAGUAUUGAAGGUGAAGACCAGCGCCACGGUGAAGGCGGACGACGAUGCAGCCUUGGAGCUCAGGACAAGUUUUAAACUGCGGACGGAGCACGUGGAUGAGGCUUGCUUGCGUUUGGAAGUGCGGCAGCAGAACCAAAAAGUUCCCUCAGGUCCUUCAGUCCCUCUGGGUUUUGUAGUGCUGGGGCCGUUCAUGUACGCUAGAGGCCCGCAGCUGCAGCACUGGAUGGACAUGGUUAACAUGCCACAGCAGCCAGUUACAAUGUGGCAUGGACUCUGCAUGGCCACCUGAAGCACACGUGAGCUUGUGUGUGGUGUUUCUAGCCUGCAAUGUUUGACAUUUGCUCCUAUGAAGAUGCUAAAUAAAACCAAAUUUUA